CGGUGAUGAGUCAGUGCGUGGUGCUGAUGCUGCUGCCAUUUCAUCACCUCUGCGAGGGAGCGAGCGAGCGCGGUGCCUCCAUCCUCCGCUCGCUCGCUCGCUCGGCGCCUGGGCCUACCUCGCCUUGGGCUCCGGGGCCAGCGAUGCUCUCGCGGCCGCUCUAGAGCCCGAGCCCCCGCGUCUCCUCCGAGGCCUUCGGUGGGGGAGCCCCGUCGCCGCCCAGGCCCAGGCCCCGGGCCCCAGGAGACCUGCGAGCCCAGCCAUGGAGGCCAUCUGGCUGUACCAGUUUCGGCUCAUUGUCAUCGGGGAUUCCACGGUGGGCAAGUCCUGUCUGAUCCGCCGCUUCACCGAGGGCCGCUUCGCCCAGGUUUCGGACCCCACGGUGGGGGUGGAUUUUUUCUCCCGUCUGGUCGAGAUCGAGCCAGGCAAACGCAUCAAGCUCCAGAUCUGGGAUACCGCGGGUCAAGAGAGGUUCAGAUCCAUCACGCGAGCCUACUACAGGAACUCAGUAGGUGGUCUUCUCUUAUUUGACAUUACCAACCGCAGGUCCUUCCAGAAUGUCCAUGAGUGGUUAGAAGAAACCAAAGUACAUGUUCAGCCCUACCAAAUUGUGUUUGUUCUGGUGGGUCACAAGUGUGACCUGGAUACAGAAAGGCAAGUGACUCGUCAUGAGGCAGAGAAACUGGCUGCUGCGUAUGGCAUGAAGUACAUUGAAACAUCAGCCCGAGAUGCCAUUAAUGUGGAGAAAGCCUUCACAGACCUGACAAGAGACAUAUAUGAGCUGGUGAAAAGGGGGGAUAUUACAAUCCAGGAGGGGUGGGAAGGGGUGAAGAGUGGAUUUGUACCAAAUGUAGUUCACUCUUCAGAAGAGGUAGUCAAAUCAGAGAGGAGAUGUUUGUGCUAGUCAGCCCUUUGAUGUCCAAAACAUGCUCUCCCACCUGAACUUAAAAGUGAUUGAAAUGAAUAAAACUUUUCUGUGACUAACAGGAACUCAACCUCCAUUUCGGAUAUCCAGUGAGCCUCCUUCCCCGGGGGGGGGGGGGGGCGGGGGGAUGCUGUGGGUGGAGCCCAUGUGCUGUGACUCCUCGAGGGUCUGAAUUACUGGCCUUGGCUAGGCACUGUCCUGUGGCUGCUCUGUCUGCCCUUUGUGGACAAGGGACCGCAACUCGGGGAGGGUGGGUAGGCCCCAGGGAAAAACACCCAGAAACAGAAUAAUUGAUUCCUGGUAUUUCUGCUUAUUCAUAUGUCACGAGCAUAAAGACAUCUAUAAAGAGGGACAAAGUAUCAUUUUAGGAACAAUUAGAAAAACUGAAAAAAGCUGCGAGAUUAACUUAUUUGUAAGAAGAUUCCAUACCAAAUGCAUAUGCUGGAGGCUGGUUACAAGGUACCAAAUUAGCUUCUAAACAGCUCUGUGAAAAGAGAAGUGUGGACCAGCUCAUUUACUAAGAUCCUUUUAAGUCUCAUAUUCUAGUCAAAAGGGAGGGCAUACGAAGAAGGAGGCUCUUUACACACUGUUAUUAUCACAGUCAAUGCCAAUGCAUAUCCUUGUAAUCGCAUAGCCAGCUGUGUGAAAGAAAUUUUCCCCUUGCAAGUGACCAUGUAAGUAGAAGACAGAAACUCUGUGAUCCCAAUGUCAUACUCUCUUUCUCCUCUUGAUCAUGCUUAUAGUUUUGCUGCGUUGGUGACCACAUCUAGAAGUAAGAAAUCUGCCUCUCUGGGUACCUGGAGGCAACAGCAAAGGUAUUGCCCCAACAAAGAGCCCUGAAGCAAGUCCUGGCCCACUAAUCCUAUAUUAGAGCACUGUAGUCCUUACAAACACCUUAGGAGCACUUGAGUUAACUUACUUGAUCAUUGUAACAGGACCAUGAGUUUCUUCCCCAUUUCACUAAGAGACUCACCUAACUCCUAGUCCUUGUUUCAUCACCUUAUCCUGCUGUCAGAUGUGAACUGUUAUUAAUUUGUUUACUUUGGAAGAGAUAUGACUGUAAAUAAAUGUUCUAUACAUGUUA
Messenger RNA from Suncus etruscus (white-toothed pygmy shrew), 2009 nucleotides. It is a transcript of the gene RAB39B, whose product is annotated as RAB39B, member RAS oncogene family. Bases 263 to 904 code for a protein of 213 amino acids. The record is from RefSeq and is a predicted model, not a curated record. Gene Ontology annotation, molecular function: GTP binding; GTPase activity. The transcript is spliced from 2 exons. Gene Ontology annotation, cellular component: Golgi membrane. Lineage: Eukaryota; Metazoa; Chordata; Mammalia; Eulipotyphla; Soricidae. Gene Ontology annotation, biological process: Rab protein signal transduction.